This is a messenger RNA of Dentiscutata heterogama, 1148 nucleotides long. The record is from the annotation of a GenBank genome assembly. NCBI's taxonomy places the organism in Eukaryota, Fungi, Glomeromycota, Glomeromycetes, Diversisporales, Gigasporaceae.
AUGGGUGCAGAAGAAGUAAAUUGUCCGGUGUGCGGAAACUUGAUUGACAUUGCAAUCGUCAACGAGCAUAUUGACAAUAAUUGUUCAAUGACAAUUAUUAAAGAUCCUAAAAAAUUGGCAUCACCUGUCAAGAAUGAUAAAACAACGCAAGCAACGAAACGCAAAAACAUGAUAGAUUAUUGGGGAAAGCCAUCGACAGAGGUCGUAUCCCCAAUCCUCUCUAAAGAGACGUCAAAUGCGCAUUCAAAAGAAACUUCAAUUGCACGAUUAAAGGAGACGUCAGAUCUGCGGCCAAAUAAGCAAAUUAAAACGAGCCAUACAAAAGUGGACAUUCCUUUAGCCGCUAGAGCACGACCAAAAAGUUUGGAUGCAUUUGUAGGUCAAAAAGAUCUAAUCGGUGAAAAUGGAAUGCUCAGAAAUUUAAUUUUACGCGAUAAAAUUCCAUCAAUGAUAUUUUGGGGUCCUAGCGGAACAGGAAAAACGACUCUCGCCAAAAUAAUUACCAAAAUGACUCAAUCGAUAUGUAAAGAAUUUUCUGGAAUCACUCACGCCUCCGCUGAUAUCAAGUUGAGUGCAUUCGAUGAAGCAAAAAAUGAACAAAGACUAACUGGAAGGCGAACAAUAAUCUUUUUAGAUGAGAUUCAUCGCUUUAACAAACCACAACAAGAUUUGUUUCUUCCAUACGUCGAGUCCGGUGAUGUAACUCUUAUUGGUGCAACAACAGAAAAUCCUUCUUUCAAAAUUAACUCGGCUCUUCUUAGUCGAUGCAAAGUGUUUGUGCUAAAAAAGCUAUCGCCAGAUGAUAUACUCUGCAUCCUGCAAAGAGCAAUCCAAGAUACCUUUCAGCAAAGAAAAGAGCCUUUUGAAAAUGAAGAUGCUAUAAUUCAAUCGACAUUUCAGUCUUCGAAAGAGCACAAUGAAGUUGUUGAUGAUGAUGUACUAAGAUUAUUGGCAGUCAUGAGUGAUGGAGAUGCUAGGAUCGCAUUGAAUUCUCUAGAAAUAGCAUUAAACGCAUCGUGUCAAGAGCGAAGACGUAUUACUAAAGAAGAUAUUAAAAUAGUAUUUCAAAAAUCACACCUACUUUAUGAUAGAGAUGGGGAAGAGCAUUACAACACAAUAAGUGCUCUUCAUAAAAGUAUACGUGGAAG